Molecule: messenger RNA, 411 nt
Organism: Thamnophis sirtalis
Lineage: Eukaryota; Metazoa; Chordata; Lepidosauria; Squamata; Natricidae
Source: RefSeq, a predicted model, not a curated record
AUGGAGACCAACCCAGGCGGUCGUUCUGCCCCAGUCACUAGCUUGCCUCUGUCUCCGCAGGAAGAGACCCAGGCCCUCAAGGAGGAAGGGAACCUGCCGUUGCUCCUGGAGUCCCUGGAUAAGCUCGAGAAAGAAGGGAAGGACAAGGAAGGCCCUGCCUGGCGCCCAAGUGGCAUCCCCGAGGAAGACGUCCGCGGGGUGGUCGUGCCCUACCUUCUAAAGCAGCGCAAAUUCCUCCAAAAGUCCCUGAAGGAAAAGCAGGAGACCAACUCACACCUGGCUGCAGCUGUGGUGGCCGGUCGGCAGCGGAUUGCAGAGCUGGAGGAGCAGAUCCGUCGGCAGAAGGAAGAGUGGCAGGGAGUUGCUAUCGAAGGCCGGAAGAUGAUGGAGACCUUUGAUGAUCUCUCCUGA